GCGUUCCCCGCCCCGGGGCGCUGGAACCCCAGCGGUUGGGUUUGCGGGUCUGGUCGCUGCCGUUUCAUGGCGUGGGUGGUGCCGGGCUCUGCAGGUGACGGGGGCGAAGCGAGGGCCAUUGCGGCCUAGAGUUCCAAAAGAUGAGUCGUGGAUAUUCAGAAAACAACAAUUUCCUAAACAAUAACAACCAAAUGGUAUUGGACAUGAUCCUUUACCCAUUAAUUGGAAUCCACCAGACCAUCAAUUGGGAAACUGUGGCAAGGCUUGUGCCUGGAUUAACACCCAAAGAGUGUGCAAAGAGGUUUGAUGAGCUGAAGAGCAGUGGAAGUUCACCUGUGGACAACCAGUAUAGUCCCCUCAUGGCUGCUGGAGAGAGUCCUGUUGAAACGUUAGCCACAUACAUCAAAUCCUCGCUUCUUGACACACAAGGAGAAUUUCAGGAGACUCCAGUUGGUCAGGAUACAGUUUCUAAAACAGGAAGACAUAGUAUAGCUUCCACAAGGAAUUGUUCUUCAGAAAGUGAAAAUUGUACUACUCAUAAUGGUGGAGAAAAGACUGAAGAAUCUGAAGGGCCAAACAUGGUGAUCCAUGUAUGUGAUGAAGCAAAAAACUUGAAAGAAGAUUUUAUUUGCCCACGAGAUCUUUUGAUAUCAGAAAUGAAGUACUUUGCUGAAUAUUUAUCUGUGGAUGCCCAGCGCUGGGAAGAGGUGGACAUUUCAGUUCAUUGUGACGUUCACAUUUUCAACUGGUUGAUAAAAUAUGUUAAAAGGAACACUAAGGAGAAUAAAGAUUGUGAGAUGCCCUCUUUAGAGCCAGGAAAUGUCAUUUCAAUUCUUAUUUCUUCAGAGUUUUUGAAAAUGGAUUCGCUGGUUGAACAGUGUAUACAGUAUUGCCACAAAAAUAUGAAUGCCAUUGUAGCUACUCCAUGCAACAUGAACUGUAUUAAUGCAAAUCUUCUUACACGUAUAGCUGAUCUGUUUACACACAAUGAAGUUGAUGAUUUAAAGGACAAGAAAGAUAAGUUUAGGAGUAAACUUUUUUGUAAGAAGAUUGAGAGACUGUUUGAUCCUGAGUACUUGAAUCCAGAUUCUCGGAAUAAUGCAGCAACAUUAUACAGAUGCUGUUUGUGUAAGAAACUUUUAACAAAAGAAACAGAAAGAAGAAUUCCUUGCAUUCCUGGAAAAAUCAAUGUGGAUCAGCAUGGAAAUAUUAUAUACAUUCAUAUAAGAGAUAAAACUUGGGAUGUUCAUGAGUAUUUGAAUAGUCUUUUUGAAGAAUUAAAAUCUUGGAGAGAUGUAUAUUGGCGCUUAUGGGGAACAGUCAACUGGCUAACUUGUUCAAGAUGUUAUCAGACUUUUCUGUGCAUAGAGUUUUCACACUGUCAGUAUCACUCAGAGACAGUGAUUUAUCCUGCUGCAGGAAGUUCACUGAGUACUGUUGGCACUGGAAUUUAUCCCUGCUGUAACCAAAAGGUUCUUCGAUUUGACCCCACUCAGCUUACGAAGGGUUGUAAAGUAAAGGACCAUAUGGUUACUCUUCGUGAUCAAGGUGAAGGUGAAGAUUUGCUGUCCUGUCCAACUGCCAAAAUACUAGAUGAUCUGCACAAACACAAAGAUGUCAUCCUUGUGCCUUUUGCUAAAGAUACAAUUAGUGAUUCUGGUGGUCCCUGUGAUGAAAAGGGUCUAGACUGUGAUGUUUUACUGGAGCCAAAUACACCAUGGGGCCCCAAGAGUGGGGAGCUUAAUGCUUUCUUAUCACUGAAAAACUGGACUCUGCAGCUGAAACAACAGUCAUUAUUUUCAGAAGAAGAAGAGUAUACCACUGGGUCCGAGGUCACUGAAGAUGAAGUUGGAGAUGAAGAAGAAGUAUCCAAGAAACAAAGGAAAAAGGAGAAGCCAAAGAAGUUCACUAAACAACCAAAGAAGCAGAUGUCUUCACCCUGUGGUCAGAAGAAAGAAAAGGCCCUGGAGAAGUCAACUUCUAGAGAUGUGUCUCCUUUCAUUGUGAGUAUGCAGAAGAAUAAGUGGGAUGCCACAAGAUCCUUGAGAUUCAACCAAGAUGCCCAAAGAGAAGAUGAUCAGCGGCGGAUGUCUGAAAUUACUGGGCACCUAAUAAAGAUGAGAUUGGGGGAUCUGGAUCGAGUCAGGUCAAAGGAAGCAAAAGAAUUUGCAGGAGGGAUUUAUUCCAGGCUUGAAGCACAAAUCAAGGCCUCAGUGCCAGUCAGUGCUCGGCAGAGCAGCUCGGAAAAAAACACAAGGUCUAAAAGUCGUUUUGGUCAAGGUCGGCCUGCGUAAAGCACCUUAAAAUAUAAGAAGACAGAAGACAUACCUCUGGACACUUGAAAUUGCUUACUUGAAGAUCUUCGGAAUGAUUACUUCUAAAUGUUUUAAGUUAUUUAUUAAAUAUUCUUGCAAGCCACGUAAAUCAUAGUGGUAAGGGAAAUACGUGGUUAAGUCUCAUGAAAUUAUAAAUAUGAAACUUCUUAAAUAUGAUUUUCCUUUGGUUUUGAGAGAAUUCAUUCUUAGGUAGGUUGAUAAGGAGUCUGGGGCCCUCAAGGAGAAAAGGACAUACAUUCUUUUUCUACAUUAGUCACAUAAUACAGUUUUUCUUUAAGCCCAGAGCUAAUGACCCAAGGGUAUGUUUUUCCUUAAGCUCUGUACUAAUGAUUAUGUAACAGCAAUGUAUCUUGCUCUAGGACAUGUUUAUGUUCUUAACAAGAACCUUCUGACUAAUCUUGUUAUGAUAAGAUGUUUGCUGUGGGAGUGGGCCUGAUAAAAGUAUAUAAGGCCUUGAUAAGACUAUGGAUGGGGGGCACUCUCUAUCCCCUUUCUGAUGUCUAUGUCAGAAGCUUUCUCUGUCCCUUUUUAUACUUUAAUAGAACUCUGCUACACAAAAGCUCUUGUUGAUCAAGCUUGGUCCCUAGUCCUGAAGCUGAAAUCAUCCUCAGAGAUCACGAAUCCAACAUCAUUCACCAUUAGCUAUCAGUGUGAUGCUAGCCUAUAUAAAAAAUUAGUAUUUAGAAAUUUACAUAUUUAAGACUCCCAGGUAUUUGUUAUACUUUAUUUAUUUGAAAGAGAAGAGGCCUAAACUCUCAAAUAGCUAAGAGUUUUUUAAGAUCUUAAAAAAUUAGGGGAACACAUCUAGUAGUGGUACUGUACAUGUGCACUGAUUAUAGUAUGUCUUUGGGCUGUAAAUUUUGUGAUAGCUUUGAGAACUGCCAUUUAUGUAAUGAAAUUUCCAGUGAUGCUAAUUUUAUGUUUGCAUGACUUUUAAGGAGUGACAGAUCUCAAAACUGAAUUAAGUAAAGUUUUAAGGUGAAGUAUUUCCUGUGUUGGCAGAAUGCUUAAUUUUUUUCAGUGUUAUUCCAGAGAAAUCACAAUGUUAAUCCAACUCUUUUUUUUAGUUUUUGAUAUGUAUUUAUUGGUUUGGAAUUACUGAUUAUUACUUCUUUCUUCUGUGAAGCUAGUUAAAACAGCUGGAUUUGUUAAAACAAAUUUGGAUUCUGAAUUUGUUAAAACAACUGUUGAUAGUUUUAGGAUAGUAAAUCAUUUCAGUUGUAUAAGAUACCCACUGUACAGUUCUCAGGGCACUAAAACUCAACCAUUAAUCUAUAGCCAGUCAAAUAGCCCCUUAAAAUGUUUAUAAUCAGUUAUUACUUUAGAAAUGUCUGGAAGGAAAGAUUCCCAGAUACACUUGAUGGAUGAAAAAUUGAAUUAUUCAGGAGAAAUCAGUUUUUCUAACCACGCAGAAAGAGUGCUCAGGGAAAUUUUGUUCCAAACCGUAAUCAUAUAACAAUUAUGUGUUUGGAAAUUACUUAUAUAUAGGUCUCUAAAACACUUCAAUUUGCAUUGUUUUUAUUUUUAAUCUUCAUUUAUCUUAUAAUUGAAAUCUUCUUCAAAUUAUUUAGAAAACAGACUUGAUAAUGGAUAACAGAACAGCAAUUUCUAUUGAAAUGUUGAAGUGUUAUGUGUUUUUUAGUUGGUAAAUAAAGCUAGAUUUUAUUUGAUGUUACAUGCAUAGCUUUGCCAAGAUUUUUGAACUUCUGUUUGGAAGUUUUGUUGCAGUCAACAUUCAAUUGUUUGACAUUUUUGAAAUAGUUUAUAAAAUUUUUAUUUGCAAAAGAAAAUGUUUUAUACUACAUGACCUAUAAGACCUAUUAAAUACCAGUCUUGUUUACUGUAUUCUCUGAUCAAAAGGAUUUAGGUUUGUAUGUGUUAUAUAGUGCUGUGACGGUCACAACUGAAAUAUCUCAUUUGAUUUUUAAUUGAUGUUAACAAGGCAGAUUGCUUCUCCCCCAGGGGGACUGUACCACUGAAUUGAUUUUUACAAACAGAAUUUAUCAAAAUUUUAUUUUCUUCAGGAUGUGCUUUAAAUUUUGUGAAUGUCUGUAGUUCAUAACACAGGUAACAGAAACGUUUUAAUCAUACUCAUAAUAGCAUUUGUUUUGCCAAAUACUUUGAGGUUUUAUCUUACAUUAAUUCUGAAUUCACAUUUAUUUAAUUGAAAUAAACAUUAAUGACAAAAGUUAA
Messenger RNA from Cervus elaphus (red deer), 4529 nucleotides. RefSeq names its product SANT and BTB domain regulator of CSR (gene SANBR). The coding region runs from base 141 to 2294 and encodes 717 amino acids. The transcript is spliced from 21 exons. NCBI's taxonomy places the organism in Eukaryota, Metazoa, Chordata, Mammalia, Artiodactyla, Cervidae. The record is from RefSeq and is a predicted model, not a curated record.